Molecule: messenger RNA, 2296 nt
Organism: Arabidopsis lyrata subsp. lyrata
Lineage: Eukaryota; Viridiplantae; Streptophyta; Magnoliopsida; Brassicales; Brassicaceae
Product: putative zinc finger protein CONSTANS-LIKE 11
Exons: 4
Coding region: 841-1833 (330 amino acids)
Molecular function (GO): protein binding; zinc ion binding
Source: RefSeq, a predicted model, not a curated record
AUUCGUCGAAAAUUGGAUGCUGUAGUCGGGAAAAAAAUCACAAAUGAAAAAUCAAUCAUUUGUCAUCGAAUAAAUGCUUUUCACAAAGUUUUCUUUCAAUCAUCUAAGUGCCUCUAACCUCUCUUCUUUUUAUAUGUGAGAACAGACUUUGUAAGUUAGAAAAAUUGAUACUAUAAGUAUCCAUAACCACCGGUUAAUCAAACCAGACUAGUAUGCUGCAAACUCAUAAUUAAGUUCGUUAAACCAACGCUCGGAAUAAUUUGCUUCGAACUAGUCUUAUUACUCGGAUGUUUUGAAUAAGAAAACGUGUUCUAAAUGAAUGUCUACGUAAUUAAACAUUUACACGUUUUUCAAUAAACAUCUUGAAACUUUCUUGCGAGCCACACAAAUUAACUAAAGAAUCAAACUAAAACUCCGAAAUUUAUGGUCAACCACAUUAGGACAACAAAAAAAUCUAACGAACAAAAAAAAAAAACACGUGACAAAAGAUACCCCACGUGGCAAAAACCCACUUAACUAGGUGGACCCCACACAGAAUAAAAACAGAGCAAAACCUUUUCUUCUCUGUUCUUUCUCAUCUCCUUCCACUGGGACUCACACACCCUUGUAAAGCUUCUAUCUUUGGAACCCUAAAACACAAACGAUUUUACACGUUUAUUGUUAUACUCUGUUUCGAAAAUUUCUUCAUAUAUUGGUUAUGAGUUUCUAGACAUUGUAUGAUUUUAGUAAUAGUACUGAUCGGUCUCGAGAAUCCACCAUUUCUUAGUUUGAUUAUAGGUGUGUGUAGCGAUUGGGAUUGAGAAAUCGUUAUUUCUAUUCGAGUUUUGGCUUUGAAGAAGUAUGGAGGCUCGAUGUGACUAUUGUGAAACCGAAAAAGCAUUAAUUUACUGCAAAUCCGAUUUGGCUAAACUUUGUUUAAACUGUGAUGUUAAUAUACACUCAGCGAAUCCUCUGUCUCAAAGACACACACGGACUUUACUCUGCGAGAAAUGUUUCUUGCAACCCACGGUAAUCCACUGUAUGAACGAGAAGGUUUCUCUUUGUCAAGGAUGUCAAUGGACCGCAACUAACUGCACUGGUUUAGGACACAGACUUCAGAAUCUGAAUCCUUACUCUGGUUGUCCUUCUCCAUCAGAUUUCGCCAAGAUCUGGUCUUCGAUUUUAGAACCUUCUGUCUCAAAUUGGGUCUCUCCAUUUCCUGAUACCCUGCUCCAGGAAUUAGACGAUUGGAAUGGUUCAUCAACUUCCGUGAUUACACAAACUCAGAAUCUUAAAGACUAUUCUUCUUUCUUUUCCAUGGAAUCUAAUCUUCCUAAAGUGAUAGAGGAGGAAUGUUCUGGUUUGGAUCUAUGCGAAGGGAUAAAUUUGGAUGAUGCGCCAUUGAAUUUCAACGCAAGCAAUGAUAUUAUCGGAUGUUCAUCACUUGAUAAUACCAAAUGUUACCAGUAUGAGGAGUCUUUUAAGGAAGAGAAUAACAUUGGAAUUCCUUCAUUACUGCUUCCUGCGUUAUCCGGAAAUGUUGUUCCGAGCAUGUCAAUUUCGAUGUCAAACAUCACAGGAGAAAACAGUGCGACUGAUUACCAAGAUUGCGGAAUUUCGCCAGGGUUUCUCAUAGGAGAUUCGCCAUGGGAAUCGAAUGUUGAAGUCAGUUUUAAUCCAAAAUCAAGGGAUGAGGCUAAAAAGAGAUACAAACAAAAGAAAUCAAAGCGCAUGUUUGGGAAGCAAAUACGAUAUGCAUCACGCAAAGCUAGAGCUGAUACGAGAAAACGAGUGAAAGGAAGAUUUGUGAAAUCUGGAGAAACAUUUGAGUAUGAUCCGUCACUGGUUAUGUGAACUAGUGAUUCUUCACUGCGAUAAAGUCUCAAUUAAAGAAUAAUCUCACUCCAUCCACGGGAUGAACAGUUUCUUGUCGGAGAAGUAACAAAAAAAGUAUACAAGAUCAAACUAUAAAACCCUGAAAUCAAGGCAAACGUGAUACCAAAUGGAGAAAAAAAAUCUCAAAGUUGUCUCUUUUUUACUAGAGAAUUUCCUCUGUUUAUGAUGCGACCAAAGAACCUACCGGUCAUACAGCAACGAGACGAGCAGACCAAAUGAAGAAACAAAACAAGAGCCAGUGACUCUUUCUUACUUAUAGUUCUUUAUACUCAAUUAAAUGUUAAAGAUAGAAAAAUAUGUGUCUUCUUUGUGUUUUGGACCACUCUUUACUUUUCCAUUUCACUUGAUUGUAAUUUGUAACGUUGUAUUGUUUUCUUGUUUAAGAAAAAUAAAGCCAAUGAAUAAAGGCAGAUUUGUGGAA